UUUACUAAAUUUUCUAAAAUCAAAAAUAAAUUCAUUGUUUGUUCGUAAUGGCAAACCGACUAACACAACAGUUGGUAGAGGCGAAGGGCAAGUGCUCGAACUACCGCAGGGCCGUAAGGUUGAAUGCCUGGGGCAGCGACCUGGUGGACAUCUCCAUCUGCCUGGAGAUGCCGCUUCUGGAGGUUCUGGCACUCAGCUUGAACAAAAUCAAUACGCUGAGCAGUCUGGUGAACUGCACGCGACUAAAGGAGCUGUAUUUGCGCCAGAACAACAUACGGAGCUUCGAUGAGCUGAACUACCUGGCCAAUGCCAAGUCCCUUAUAUCACUCUGGCUGGAGAACAAUCCGUGCUCCGAUGCCGCUGGCGACGACUAUCGCGCGUGUGUGCUACGUAAGCUGCCGAAUCUAAAGAUGCUGGACAACGUGCACGUCUGCGAACAGGAGUUGCAGGCCGCCCUGCGGUACGAGUACUACCCGCUGCUAAAGAGUGCCAUCGUUUCUCCGGUGACGGAGCCGUCCCUGAAACCCGGCUGCAGUCCCAAGGUCAAUGAAUGUUUCAGUCAGAUGGAAAAGGAGCGGGAGCGGCAUCGGGAUCCGGUGCAUCAGGAACCGGAGCGCCGACGUGAACUGCAGCAUCAUGAGCCGGCGGAGAAGAGAGAGAGGAGAGAGAGCUAUGAAAACUAUGACGAACUGCGGCUGCCCAGGCCGAACAGAUUUGCUGGCGGGGAUGCCCGCGAUAUUGAGGAAACGGUUCGUGCUAAGAGUCCACCGCCCAAGCGUCAAAUGAAUAUCACUGGUGACCAUAUGCAGCGUUAUCAGCACGUUCGGGAGCCACAGCCGGCACAGCUUGCACAGUCGGUUCGGCAGGAACAGCCGGUUCACCACGUUCACCACGUUCACCAGGUUCGCCAGUUUCAGCAGCCCCAGCAGGUUCGGCAGUAUCGUCAGAAUCAUCGCGUUCACCAGACAAUGCACACUGAGCAGCAUCUUCAGCAUCGUCAUCAGAAUCCUCCGGGUCACAGGUCACAGGUCGCCGACGCUGCUCCCAUGAUGGUAGCCCAAAACCGUCUGGAGAUGAUUCAUAGCCGACAAUUCGAUUCCCGAUGUUUGAUGUCCAAUGUUCCCUCUCAGGCACCGAUGUCCCCCGCCUAUUAUGCCGGCAAUUACGCUGCUGUGGAUCGGCGACGUUAUCUGCAUCAUAGCAAUCUGCUGUCGGCCGCAUUGUGCCUCAUCCGUGAAAUGGACACAUGCCAACUGGAGGCCCUCAUCCAGGCCAUCCACGAACAGGUGCCCAAUCACCCAAUGAACUACUAGAUCGCACACCUUUGGUUAAAAUAGAUUUCUUUUCAAAAUUGUAGUUCUUUUUUGUGAAGAAAUCUCUCAUGGGUAAUCUCUCUUGCAUAUUUUGUACAUUUAAGUAAUAAAAAAUGCUAAAGCCA
Molecule: messenger RNA, 1438 nt
Organism: Drosophila yakuba
Lineage: Eukaryota; Metazoa; Arthropoda; Insecta; Diptera; Drosophilidae
Exons: 2
Coding region: 48-1313 (421 amino acids)
Biological process (GO): cytoskeleton organization
Molecular function (GO): protein binding
Source: RefSeq, a predicted model, not a curated record